Polychytrium aggregatum is the source of this 1519-nucleotide messenger RNA. Its product is annotated as P-loop containing nucleoside triphosphate hydrolase protein. The transcript has 8 exons. The coding region runs from base 122 to 1231 and encodes 369 amino acids. The record is from RefSeq and is a predicted model, not a curated record. Gene Ontology annotation, molecular function: single-stranded DNA binding; ATP binding; ATP-dependent DNA damage sensor activity. Lineage: Eukaryota; Fungi; Chytridiomycota; Chytridiomycetes; Polychytriales. Gene Ontology annotation, biological process: reciprocal meiotic recombination; DNA strand invasion; telomere maintenance. Gene Ontology annotation, cellular component: Rad51B-Rad51C-Rad51D-XRCC2 complex; replication fork; centrosome.
CUCAGCCAUCUGUGCGCGCACUCGCCCGUCUGGCCAUCCCCCUGCCCAUGCCGCCCGUUUUGGUGUGCACAAAGCCGAUCUCGCUUGGUCUGCUCGUCCCCGUUUGGUCUGCUCGAUCCUGAUGCCUCCCCUGGACUUGUUGCUCAACCGGCUGCCCGACAGCGCCCACAUCCACGCUGCCCUUGCCUCGCUGGGCAGCGCCGGCUUCCACACCGAUCGCGACCUGUUCAUUGCCGACGAUCACGUCAUCGUCCAGAGGGCAAAGAUCAGCCCCAGCACCCUCAAGCUCAUCAAAGCUCGGCUGGCUGAGACCCUGGUCGUCCCGCACUCCCUUGCUUCGGAUCUGGCGGCUGAGGAAGAAUCGAGGGCCUUUUGCAUCCCAACUGGUUUCCUUGGACUGGACCAGGAACUCGAUGGCGGCUUUCAAACUGGCAAAAUCUAUGAGUUUGUCGGCGGACCCGCCACGGGCAAGACCCAGAUGGCCCUCUUUGUCGCUCUCUCGGCGCUGUGUCAUCUCCCGGACGCUACGGUGAUCUAUCUCGACUCUGGCAACUCGUUUUCUCUGGAUCGAUUUCGGCAGCUGUUCGAAUGCAGCAGCUCCUUCAACCGCUUUCACGAGCAGGGCAUGACUAUCGAGAGACUUGUCGCCAGAUUCAGAUGCAUCCCAUGCCACGAUGCAUUUGAGCUUGUGUCGGUCCUGGAGGCUGUUUAUGAAGCCUGUUCGUGUCCGCCUGCAUCGUCCCCGUCCGUUCCAUCGCGCACUUCCAUCGGCCUACUCGUGAUCGACUCGGUUGCCUCCAUACUCUCGCCAAUGCUGGAUUUCCAGAAGGACGUCCAGGGACACGUUCUCUUGCAGACAACUGCCAAUAUGCUGAGGGAUCUUGUCCAGUCCGGCCACAUGGCAGCGGUGACGGUCAACCACAUCAUCCACUUUGGCGAGGAUAAGGCCCUCAGUAACACGAUGAGCGAGUCGAUCGACUUCAGGUCCGCGCUUGGCACAACCUGGGCCUUCACUCCCAACUACCAGCUUCAUUUCAUCGGCGGCACAGUCCUGGACUCAUCCGAAACUCUCUCGAGCCGCAGCGAAACCGGCGGCUUCGAGAACGGGAGCCAUUCCGCGCCAACUCAGCAUCGAAUACGGGUCAUCAAACGCAAUCUGAUCCAGCCUGUGGCCUCGCCGAUAUUCGAGUUGUUCGUGGGAUCCGACCAUGGCUUGUUCAUCCAAAGCUGAAUUUGCUGCCUUUGAUCGGAAUGGCUCGUGAUCCGGCAGCCACCGACGAGAUAUGGGCUGAUGGCACCCGACCCGAUGACGAACAAUGUCCAGCGCAUUUCUGUAGCCUCAGCGUCGCGAAUGAUUCUCCAAAUAUCGGAGGCUGUAGCUGUUUCAUCUCUUGGCAUCUUCUCUGACCCGGAUCGAUGGCCACCUUUGACGACGAAGCGACUCACCCAACACUCCCGCUGCUCUCCGAUCCCGCUGUGUCGGAGAUAAUCGUAGCCCCGGUUUAGCCUCCGCCAAGCG